AUGAUUUAUGCAGGAUCGCCAUCCCCUGCACGCCGAUGGUCAACUGCUGCAUAUUUUCUAUGCAAAUUGGGCAUAGGCACUUCUGUCGAUCUCAAUAAACUUGCAAGCCGCCCCUCCUCUUCUACACGUUCCUUGAGAAUAAGCCCAGCUAUAGCCGGCAGUAUGUUCCGAGAACAUAGCAAACAUCCCCUCCUACUUUCGCUGGCUCAGCCUUUACCGCAGCUUGAUGUUCAGUAUGAUGGCUCAAGUCUCCCAAAGGUCAAGCCGCCGACCCCAGCUGCCACUCCUGUUCAUCACUGGGACUCACAAGUCCUACCAAGCUGGCCCGACCCGUAUCACAGUGUAUGGAGGCACAAUAAACUCGACACUAUAUCCAAACAACAUGAAUAUCGGGUAGAGCAUGGGGUGAUCCUGGCCUACCACUGUUCCCCAGGUUCACAUUACCAUGCACCAUUGCCGCUAAGGGACCAUGGCGUUCCGAAUCUCUAUCUUUCUCAAGAAAAAGACCAUUCCCUUGAGUCGACCUCCAUACUUUGCUUCCCACCAUUGAAAUUCUGUCAGCUGAGACGAGUCGACUCAUCCCCAAUGUCCAACGUAGUUGAACAUGUGCCGGGGGCUGAUUCCUCGACAAUGCAAACUGUCAAUCCUGCGUUGGUAUUUCCGUCAGCUUCGACAACUGCUUCUGAGACCUUGGAUUUUACAGCAAGACUCCCCGCGGCCGUUGAAGUUGGUCCUAUACCCCCGCAUACCGGUAUCGCCUCUACUUGGAUGUUUGACCAGCCACAAGAGCAGUCCCAGGUACUCCAUGACACCACGAUGUGUGUAAAUGACCAUUCACUUCUUGACUGCCACGUUAAUAGCAGGCAGCAUGGCCAUAACUUGAAUGUUGAGAACCAGAAAUUUGAUAUGCACGAGCGGAGGUUCAAAUGCAAAAUCAUUGGCUGUAGAAUGGACUUCAAGCGUAAGGGCCACCUCGAGCGCCACACAAGGAGUCACUUAAAAGAAAAGCCCUAUGUUUGCUGGGUGCCUGGAUGCCACCGUACCUUUUCACGCCGCGACAACCGUAAAGUCCAUUGUACGAAGUCACAUACGAGACGCGGUGGUCGCAACCGUUAUAUUGCUACCCUCGACGAGACGAGCCCCGACUAUGAUCCAGAGUUCCGUGGCCAGCUAUCAUUUGAUGGACUCCCACUGAGGUUUCUAGCCCCUAUUAACUCCGUCCCUGUAACUAAGCCUCUGCAACCGUGA
Molecule: messenger RNA, 1248 nt
Organism: Penicillium egyptiacum
Lineage: Eukaryota; Fungi; Ascomycota; Eurotiomycetes; Eurotiales; Aspergillaceae
Source: the annotation of a GenBank genome assembly